Messenger RNA from Striga hermonthica, 1677 nucleotides. Lineage: Eukaryota; Viridiplantae; Streptophyta; Magnoliopsida; Lamiales; Orobanchaceae. The record is from the annotation of a GenBank genome assembly.
AUGGCCGAUGGAGAGGAUAUCCAACCCCUUGUUGUUGACAAUGGUACUGGGAUGGUUAAGGCUGGCUUUGCUGGUGAUGAUGCCCCAAGGGCAGUUUUCCCAAGCAUUGUUGGACGACCCCGGCAUACGGGUGUUAUGGUUGGAAUGGGGCAAAAGGAUGCUUAUGUAGGUGAUGAGGCUCAAUCAAAAAGAGGUAUUCUGACUCUAAAGUACCCGAUUGAGCAUGGGAUAGUCAGCAACUGGGAUGACAUGGAGAAAAUCUGGCACCACACUUUCUACAAUGAGCUCCGUGUGGCUCCUGAGGAGCAUCCUGUUCUGCUUACAGAGGCACCUCUCAACCCAAAGGCUAACAGGGAGAAAAUGACUCAGAUCAUGUUUGAAACUUUCAAUGUUCCGGCAAUGUAUGUUGCCAUACAGGCUGUCCUAUCACUGUAUGCCAGUGGGCGUACAACUGGUAUCGUGCUCGAUUCUGGUGAUGGGGUGAGCCACACUGUCCCUAUUUAUGAGGGUUACGCACUCCCACAUGCCAUCUUGCGUCUGGACCUCGCUGGCCGUGAUCUCACUGAUUAUCUCAUGAAGAUCCUGACCGAAAGAGGUUACAUGUUCACGACAAGUGCCGAACGGGAAAUUGUACGUGACGUGAAGGAGAAACUUGCAUAUGUUGCCAUUGAUUUCGAUCAGGAAGUCGAGACUGCUAAGAACAGCUCGGCUGUGGAGAAAAACUAUGAGCUUCCUGAUGGACAGAUCAUUACCAUAGGCGCUGAGAGGUUCCGCUGUCCAGAAGUGUUGUUCCAGCCAUCGCUGGUCGGGAUGGAAGCUGCGGGAAUUCACGAGACCACUUAUAAUUCCAUUAUGAAGUGUGAUGUGGAUAUAAGGAAGGAUCUUUAUGGAAAUAUUGUGCUCAGUGGCGGGUCCACCAUGUUCCCCGGGAUUGCAGAUCGUAUGAGCAAGGAGAUUACUGCUCUUGCUCCCAGCAGUAUGAAGAUUAAGGUGGUGGCUCCACCUGAGAGAAAGUACAGUGUCUGGAUCGGAGGAUCUAUCCUAGCUUCUCUCAGUACUUUCCAGCAGAUGUGGAUCGCAAAGGGAGAGUAUGAUGAAUCUGGUCCAGCAAUUGUUCACAGGAAAUUGGGCCUUUACCAUCUUGGUCCAGCAAGCUUGUCAACCUCGGUUCUCUGGCCCGUCAUCCUGUACGCCACGGCCCAACUCCAUAAUCAGAAGAAAAAAAAAAACUUCGCCCGUCAAUGGCGAAAACCAAAAUUGCCCAAGAUCCUCGGAAAAAAACGGCGAACGAAAGCGAAGAAUCACUCGCGAUCCUCGAAAAAACCGGCGAAAGAAGGAGAUGAAACACCACGCCCGGCUUCUCCACCAAGUACGUCCCCUUCAACACCGUCCUCCACUGAGUCCUACUCCCUCGACGAGAUCGUCCAUCGAGCCGUUCCCGCGACCAUUUCCCGACGAGUUUUGACCUUUUCGACACCCAAUCGCAACGCGAUCCUCAACUCCAGUCGAUCUGCAAACCUCGACAGCCGGCGACCUCACCUUCGAGCUCUAUUCGGCGACCUUCGACGGGCCCCGACCUCUAAUGGGCUGCGACCUUCGCAAGCCGACCGCUGCCCACCCCGUUGCCAGAUGCCCUACGCGGGUGCGAGAAGAAGAAAAUUGAAAUAUCAGAUUUGA